AUGGGUAAUAGCACAAGUAGUGAAUUAUCCGUCGAUGAAGUACCCACCCAGGUCAGGAAACAUUACUACUACGGCGUCGGGGCCCCCAACUCAAUUAUUAGGAAGGUUAAAACGGGUCAAGAUCGUGAAGAGGAUGCAGCAACUCCCACUGGGGACCCUCAACAAUGCAAUCCUGUACAUGCUUCAUCGGAUAUCCCUGCUUCACCACCGCCGCCGCCGCCCAUGGCUGAGAAUGAACAAGUGUCACAACCCGUCACGGAUGAACCACCUGGUCAAGAGGAUAAGAGAUAUUAUGUGACACCAUAUAAAUCGUUGGCGUAUGGUCAUCCAGACAUUGGUGUGAAGGAGAGGGUGGAAGGUGUGGUGGAGGUGGAGGAGGAACUAGAGGUGAUAGAGGAGUUGGUGCCAGCAGCACCCUCUGUGCCUAACAUUCCGCCCGCUAUUCCUAGCACCUCGAGAAUUCCUACUCCUCCUCCAUCCCUACACCCAUCUUCCAACAUUCCUCUCGAGUGA
Molecule: messenger RNA, 513 nt
Organism: Macrobrachium nipponense
Lineage: Eukaryota; Metazoa; Arthropoda; Malacostraca; Decapoda; Palaemonidae
Exons: 2
Coding region: 1-513 (170 amino acids)
Source: RefSeq, a predicted model, not a curated record